This is a messenger RNA of Colletotrichum aenigma, 2190 nucleotides long. RefSeq lists its product as uncharacterized. The coding region runs from base 1 to 2190 and encodes 729 amino acids. The record is from RefSeq and is a predicted model, not a curated record. Lineage: Eukaryota; Fungi; Ascomycota; Sordariomycetes; Glomerellales; Glomerellaceae. The transcript has 3 exons.
AUGCCGACUGCACAAGCUGAGCACCGUGUUGAGCGACAGGUGGAGGAAGCCUACCCUAGCCGCCACCCCUGGCUCCCUGCAAAGACGCGUGAAGGCUAUCAACACGAGUUCCCGGGUUCAGAUCUUGAAAACACUACUCCAGAUAAGAGAAGAAUCCUUCCUAGAAAAUUCGGAGUAGACGACUCGAUUGAAGCCAAGUAUGUCAAUUCAGAGGAAGAUGCCGCAACCACAUUAGAACUCCAUGAGAUGAUGGCAAGUCACCCGGGCCUAACACCUCACUCUUGCGCCCAUUGUCAGGAGUGGGAAAUCGAUUUUCGUCAUUUUCGAUUGAAUCAUCGAGGUAGCCUGGAUGAUAAUCAAGAGCACGAAUAUCGUGGGUUUGAAGAUGGCUUCACUGCUCGAUAUGCCCAGGAAAAGGCGGAACUUGGCUGUGAUUUCUUCAAGAGGGCCCCGAAAGAACGGCGAUCGGACUUUCAAAGUAGGAAGAAGAAAGCUUUGAGCGGAGACGAAGUUUCGUACGUAAAUAUGCGAGAGGAUACCAGCACCAAAAUGAUCUUUCACCUUGCCUGGGAGGGCCCCGAUGCGGACGGGUUCGGCGACAAACCUCGUUCUAGCGCAUUGAUAGGCCACAUCCCACCCAACCUAGUCUCGAACUCUCAGCUGAGUUACCGCCGUGUCAAGCAAUGGAUGCACGAAUGCCAGAGAACCCAUUCGAAGUGCUCGUCUCGAUCGAAUACAUUCGUUCCCACAAGAUUGCUUCAUGUUUCAGGAACUUCCCAAAAUCCAACUAUUAAACUCACAACUACGCCACGAGUAGCACCUUACGCGACUCUCUCUUAUUGCUGGGGCGGAGACCAAGAAGCGAAAACGUUGAAAUCCAACUUUGCGUCUUACCAAGAUCAUAUCGACUUCUCCAUCUUGCCAGCCACGAUCCAGGACGCUGCCAUAGUCACCAUUCAGAUCGGACUGUCGUAUUUGUGGGUUGAUGCGAUGUGUAUUAUCCAAGACGACGAAAACGACAAGAUGACAGAGAUUGCAAAGAUGCACGCGAUAUACCGAUGCUCGCUUAUAACAAUAGCACCAUCAGAGGCGGCUACUAGCAAGACCGGAUUUCUCAGGCCUCGAGACAUGUGGCGGCCCAUCAAGAUGAAGGCCCGAUUCGAUGACAACGUCUUCUCGGAUGUUCUUCUGGUCCCAGAAGGCAGCUCGUGCAGGCCAAGUGCAGCUCUGUUCCAAAGAGGAUGGACGUUGCAGGAGACGUUAUUAUCUACCCGUGUUCUAGUCUACGGCCUGAGAGAGCUGACCUUCCUCUGCUUGGAAGGCAUCAGAUCAGAGUGCGGCUCGCACUUGACAGUCGAGGAGAUCAACUGGGCCUUCCACCCUGGGAGUAAGAUCCACGUGAAUAUGGAACACCCGCAAAGUUGGAAUUACUUGAUUGCAUCCUACUCGGAACGCUUUCUCACGAUCGAGGGCGACAAGCUGUUAGGUAUUGCGGCACUGGCUGAAGAAUAUGGACGGAGCAAGGGUGUUGAUGGGUACUUCGCCGGACUGUGGAGGGACAGCUUCCUGAAGCAGGCGCUCUGGACCACGGCAUCGUACACCGGAUCCCCGAAGCAUUCCAAGGGAUAUAUAGCCCCUUCUUGGUCUUGGGCGAGUGUCAUUGGCGAGAUCACGGGCUUCGGAGCAAGCUUCAACAUGCCUCUGGCGUGGCUACCCGAGACAAUGCCAGACAACAUCACAUGCGAGUUGAUUGAUGUCCAGACAACAUUGAUAACACCAGAGAAUCCUUUUGGAAUUGUCAGCGACGGAUACAUGCUGAUACGUGGCAACAUGCGGAGGGUCAUUUGGAAUCGCGAGCACGGCCGGGGCUCGGCAUGGAACGGUAUAGGGUGUCUCGCAUCAAAUACCAAAGAAAGUCUCGAGGAAAGAGAAAAGGUACUUCGUGACCCGAGAAUGGCGUUCAGGAUAGACCACCAGCAAGACUGGCUCGAGGAGGACUUCGUUCUUCUAUGGAGCCUUGAGAUUUGCAAGACGGAUGAUGGACGGGGGUAUGCGCUUCUUCUUGAGGAAGCAGAUGUCAAAGCAGGGGCGUUUCGGAGAGUAGGUCGACUACAAAUAACCUCGGUGGAUGAGGCACGGGGUAAUUGGUUCGAGAGCGAGUGCAUCUUCCGGGAGGUUAUGGUGAUCUAA